Molecule: messenger RNA, 636 nt
Organism: Diabrotica virgifera virgifera (western corn rootworm)
Lineage: Eukaryota; Metazoa; Arthropoda; Insecta; Coleoptera; Chrysomelidae
Product: ribonuclease H1-like
Exons: 1
Coding region: 1-636 (211 amino acids)
Biological process (GO): DNA replication, removal of RNA primer
Molecular function (GO): nucleic acid binding; RNA-DNA hybrid ribonuclease activity
Source: RefSeq, a predicted model, not a curated record
AUGCCCUAUUUGAUAGCAGGUUUGGCUGAAUUCAUGCCAUAUCUCAAGGACAUUUACAAGUCAAACAACUUUCCUUGUUAUGAAGUCCCUUAUAAUACACUGUGUAGUAUAAUAGUAAAGACAGUCCCAUUGAGUCUAAAAAAAAAUGAUCCCAUGAUCAAAGAACAAUUUUUAAUAAACACAGAAAAAUAUAAAGCCACCUAUACCUUUAUAUUCACUGAUGCAUCGAAGAAAGAUCUUACAACAGGGUUUGGAAUCAGUAUACCAGAUAUCAACAUCAAAUACAGCUCAAAGUUACCAAAUCACCUCUCCAUAUGUAAGACGGAGAUUAUAGGAAUCUAUGAGGCAAUUAAAUUAACACUUAGAAAAAACUUAUUCAGAAUAAUCAUUUUUUCGGAUUCCAGCAGUGCAAUUGAAAAAAUCAGCAGUUAUUCAGUCAAAAAUAUAUCAGAGUAUUGGCAUAUUGAAACAGAAAGACUUAGAGAUCAUGCAACUGAAAAUGGCUUUGACAUCCGAUUAGCAUGGAUACCAGGACAUUCAAAUAUCCCGGGUAACGAAGAAGCUGACACCCUAGCUAAUAUAGGAAGAAAUUUGAACAUACCAAUGGUCAUGCCCCUCGAUGUCCAAGACAUUUAA